Parasteatoda tepidariorum (common house spider) is the source of this 1616-nucleotide messenger RNA. RefSeq lists its product as uncharacterized. NCBI's taxonomy places the organism in Eukaryota, Metazoa, Arthropoda, Arachnida, Araneae, Theridiidae. The record is from RefSeq and is a predicted model, not a curated record. Gene Ontology annotation, molecular function: protein binding.
CACUAGAAGAACAAAUUUAGGGCUCCCAAGACUAUAUUAAAAAUUUAAGAUCUCAGCCUAAGCAGAAAUAAAUAACCAGAACAGUAGUAAAUAAACGAAUCGAGUAGUUCCGGUUUGCGGCUGUUUAUAUUUUGCACUUGAUUCGUGAAAGAAAACUCGAUUGCUCACUUUAAAUUUAUCUUUAAUGUUCGCAAUCAUUUCGUGUGUGAAAUUACUAAAUUACUCUGCGAACUUCGAAACCACAUAGCUCUGAAACUGACCUGCUAUUUCCUACCGUUCUCUGUGUAUAGCGUCAAUGAGUUGAAUAUUGAAUUGUUUGAUUCAGAAUGUUUCACAUAUUUCAGUAUUCUUGUCUAAAUAAUUCCCGCAUUUAAAAUAUAAUUCCUAUUGGUUUCUGUUUUUUUAUGCAAUCAUAGAUUCAGUUAAUACAUCGAUGAGCAUAAUUCAUGAUGAACUUCAAGAUGUUAAAAAUCAUUGUGAAUCUCAAAUUCCUGGCUCAAAAAUAAUUGCUUGUGUUCGUUCUAUGGUCCGUGUUGAUAUAAAGAGAACUAAAUAUAAACAGUUGACAACAUGUUUACAAUUCCCUGAAUCUUAUCCAGAAUUUCCAUUGCUUGUGGAAUUGAAAAGUAAAACUUUAAGUGAAAAGUUUUUAAGUGGCUUAACUAAAGUUUGUGAAGAAGAAUGCAAGAAAUAUUUAGGGAAACCACAAAUCCUUAAAUUGCUAAAAUUUUUGAAACUCUUUUUGGAUGAAAAUCCCUUGUCAGUGUGCAGUGAUGAAUUAUCAUCCAUUAAACGUGAACUGAGUGAUUGUGACCAGUUAAAGUUGAAACAGAAAACCUCUUCUGUGAAUUUACAUCUUGUAAAAGACCUCUACUUUUUAAAAGUUAAAGCAAUAGUUCCUGAGCAUUAUCCUGAUGAGCAAGUUCAAGUUGAACUAAUUGAGUGUAAUUUUCCGAAAAACUUUGAAAAAUGGUUCAUUGGUCAGUCAGCAGAAAUAGCACGCAAAUGUGUAGAAAAACCUUUGAAACAAAAACCAAAAGAUCCUGUGUUUCAACCAAAACCUUCUUUGUGGCCAACUUUAAAAUUUCUUAGAGAUGAAGUAAAGAGAUUUCCUACUGAAAUAUGCCAAUUAUGUAAAGAAUUUUGCUUUUCUAAAAACCCUUCUGAAUGUGUCUCAAACGAACAUGAUGAAAAACACAUUGAAAAAGUGUAUUGUGGGCAUAUAUUUCAUAAUAUAUGCUUAGAUACAUACAUGAAGACACCACCAUUCCAUGGAGGUAAAAAAUGUCCUAGUUGUAAGCAACGAAUUUACCAUGACAAAUGGAAAAUAACUCCAAAGUUGGCCGAAGAUCGCUGGGCACAUCAGGAAGCAAAAAAGAGAGAACUUGGUGAAGUGGUUGAAUUCUUCGAGUGAAUUCAUAAAUUUUAUGUGGAAAAUUACUGCCUAUGUAAUUUUUUGUAAUCAUUUUGACAUUAUUCAUUGACUAUGCCAUUGGUUUGUUUAGAUAUUGUGGUAUGCCUUAUUUCUGUUGACUAAUUUAGGAUGUGUUGAAACUGCCCUCAUUUUGAAUAUAAAUUGAUCAUGCCAUUUUUUUUACAAUAAAGUGUUACAUUUA